Molecule: messenger RNA, 1958 nt
Organism: Panicum virgatum (switchgrass)
Lineage: Eukaryota; Viridiplantae; Streptophyta; Magnoliopsida; Poales; Poaceae
Product: desmethyl-deoxy-podophyllotoxin synthase-like
Exons: 2
Coding region: 67-1605 (512 amino acids)
Molecular function (GO): oxidoreductase activity, acting on paired donors, with incorporation or reduction of molecular oxygen; iron ion binding; monooxygenase activity
Source: RefSeq, a predicted model, not a curated record
UCCACAGAAGACCAAAACCAUAAGAAAGAUCAGACCAGACCAGAUCAGAUCAGUAGGUCUACGACCAUGGAACAAGCAGCAUGCUACCUCUUCAUGUUCAUGGCGCUCCUGUUCCCGCUCGUUCUCCUCAAGCUCAAGAAACGUGCCGGCAAUGGCGUGAGGCUGCCGCCAGGCCCGUGGCAGCUGCCGAUGAUCGGCAGCCUGCACCACCUCCUCGGCAAGCCGCUCGUCCACCGCGCCCUGGCCGACCUCGCCCGCCGGCUGGACGCGCCGCUCAUGUACCUCCGGCUCGGCGAGGUCCCAGUCGUAGUCGCCACCUCCCCCGACGCGGCCCACGAGAUCAUGCGCACCCACGACGUCACCUUCGCCACGCGGCCGUGGAGCACCACCAUGAAGAUCAUGAUGGCCGACGGCUGCGGGCUGGGGUUCGCGCCCUACGGCGACCACUGGCGGCAGCUCCGCAAGAUCAGCGUCCUGGAGCUGCUCAGCGCCCGGCGCGUCCAGUCCUUCCGCCACGUCCGGGAGGAGGAGGUCGCCCGCCUCGUCGCCGCCGUCGCCGCGACCCCGCCGGGCGAGCCGGCGAACCUGAGCGAGCGCAUUGCCGCGGCGAUCGCGGACUCGACGGUGCGCGCCCUCAUCGGGGACAGGUUCGGGAGGCGUGAGGAGUUCCUGGAGACGAUCGAGGAGGAGAGCAAGCUCACCUCAGGGUUCAACCUCAGCGACCUGUUCCCGUCGUCGGCGUGGUUCGUGAACGUGCUCAGCGGCACGGCACGGCGAUCGCAUGCGAUGCACAAGAAGAGCAUCGAGCUCAUGGAACAUGCCAUCAAGCAGCAUGAGGAGCUGAGGGCCACGAUGGCAGCCAAGGGCAGAGUGGUGGAGGAAGGCGCUCUCGUCGACGUUCUCUUGAGAAUACAGAAGGAAGGUGGCCUCAAUGUCCCUCUCACCACGGGAACCAUCAAAGCUGCUAUCUUUGAUCUAUUCGGCGCCGGGAGCAAGACAGCAGCAAUCACACUCCAAUGGGCCAUGUCAGAGCUCAUUAGAAACCCGAAUGCGAUGAAGAAAGCGCAAGCCGAGGUAAGAAACAUUCUCAAUGGAAAGCCCAAAGUGACCGAGGAUGAUCUGGGCGAGAUGAAGUACUUGAAGCUUAUCAUCAAGGAAACAUUGAGGUUGCAUCCGCCCGCGCCACUUCUUAUCCCAAGGGAGUCCAUGGACUCGUGCAAGAUCCUAGGGUAUGAUGUGCCCAAAGGGACCACGGUGCUUGUGAACGCAUGGGCGAUCGGCAGGGACCCUAGGUAUUGGGAAGAUGCCGACGAGUUCAAACCCGAGCGGUUUGAAUCCAUUUCGGUUGAUUUUAGGGGCACGGACUUUGAAUACAUUCCAUUUGGCGCCGGACGAAGGAUCUGCCCGGGAAUACCGUUUGCGCAGGCAAACAUGGAGCUCGUGCUCGCUGCCCUGCUGUAUCACUUCGACUGGAAGGUGGCGUCUGGGAUGAAGCCAAGUGAGUUGGACAUGGCAGAGGAGAUGGGCCUGACCAUCCGGAGGAAGAACAGCCUGCUCCUGUAUCCCGUCGUCCGUGUGCCGCUGCCGCCCCAAGCUAUGCCGUAGCUGCGGGCUAUACGAGCAUCACCGUACUUGCCAUCCAACUUGGAUUUAUCCCAAAAGUGUGAUCAUGCAUGGAUUCCUAUGCAGCUCUAUCUACAAUUUUAUCUACAAGUAUGUGUGCGUUUGUUGCUAUAUAUAUAGACUUAGAAAGGGGAAAAAAUAUUAGUAUAUUAUAUUCGCUUUGGUAUAUGGAUCCUAUUCAUGGGGCAUGCAUGUAUGUAAUAAUAAUAACAGUUUUUUUCUCGAAUAUGCAGGAGAGCUGCGCAUGUAAUAAUAACAGUUGAAUGUGUUGUAAGAAAUAAGAGAGAACAUCAUAUGUAUAUCUAUCAUGUCAGAAAUUGAAAGGAGACAUUUCU